GACGUACUUUACCGUGGACCUGACCGUGAACAACUUCGCACCGGAGGCACGGCGAAAACGCGACACGCUGCGCCAGAUCGCAGUGUCCGACCCGGUGCUCCGGACGGUGGGCCGCCUGUUCCUCAAGUUCGCCAAGCGCUCCGGCCUCACCGGCACGGCGCACGAAUACGGCUUCGAGCGGAUGCCUUCCUUCCGCUUCAUGCUCAUCUUUCUGCAGUGGGUGGUAAAGGAGAGGUUCUUCGAAUUAAGCUUCGUCCGUAGUAAAAUCAUACCCUCCAGGAGCACCGUCGACGGCGACGUGUCCGUACCGCAAUUCACGGCAAAUUUGUCGAAAAACUCCGCUUUUCAGGCGCACUACAAGCAGCUUUCGAAGAAAGAGGGGGAAGUAGCUGAAGCCGACAUGAUGAUCGCAUUUGUGGAAACGUUGUACCGAAAGUUGAUAACCUACGUGAACACCACAGUGCUCUCCGUGGUUGACCACCACGCGGGCCCGCGCGACUCGCUCCUCCGGCCCGAAGAUUUCCUGUCGCGGUUCGCGCUGCUGGUGCAGAAUCAGCAGAUUCAGCAGCCUGUAGUAUUUGCGCCGUCGAUUCAACCUUUUCCCCCUAUGUACCAGGGGAGAAACCCCUGGGUCGGGGCGUUCGGCGGAACAGGAGUCGUGGGGGCAGCCACGUCGCCGCUGCGCGAGCACAGGAGUGUGCGACUUGCGGAGGUCAGGCAGUCGCUGUGGUCCUGGGAUCCCUGGUUGCCGCCGGACAACCGGACGAGCUUCAAGUAUUACAACCCAAAAUUGUUUUUCUCCGCCUUCCACGACGAAGCCUACCGUUUGGAACAGGCGUACCAGAACGAAACAUCGAGUGCAGCUGGUUGUACCGAAGUACCGUCUCCCUCGACCACUGGUGCCGAGUCACCGUCGCGGCGGGGGCUGAACCUGUCCGCACCGGUCUUCGUCCCCGGGGCGCCAUGUGAAGGAGCUCUCACUUCUGGAGCUUUCGGCCCGGGAGGUGGGUUCGUCGGUUCCGUCGCCGGAGGAACAGGGGGAGGCGCUUGCGUUGGAAACAGUGGUAUCUUUUGUGGAAGUCCGCCGUUAGGUGGGGUCGUGCCCCAGCAGGGAGGGGCGUCGCCUUCCUCCUUUGCGUUGCCUUCCUCCUUACCACUGCUAGUGCAUCAGAGGACUACAACAACAGCUCCCGUACCAUCCUCAACCUCAACGUCAACGCCACCCACGGGAUCUUAUAUUUAUACCGCCCCGGCGCCACAUCGACAGAAAUCGCGUCCAAGUAGGACGAGCAAUAGUUCAUUCUCGGGCCCGGGUCUAUUUUUACCCUCAUCGCAGCCCCCAGUAUACGCCGCACCCAGUGUUGUAGAUCUGCCUCCAGCACCCUACAUCCCUUCACAGGAGGACAACAGACACGGAAAAAUAUUUGGAACACCAGCAGACGUAUUAAGCCCUUGUGAUGUAGUUCAACAUACUACAUCAACUUUUGCUGAGCAGCUCGUGACGGCAAAGCCACAUGAUUCGCGACAUAAUUCGGAGGGCAGUUCUUGUUCUGUGACUACACCCUCAGGUGGCCAUAGUCGUUCCUCGCCAGCCACCACCGCGCAAGUGGCUACGACGGGUGGUGCAGCUGCUUCCUCCUCCACGGCCGCGCCGCUUCCGCUUCCCCCUCCUCGUCGAUCCGUAAACAAGCUGCAGAACAGGGCCUACAAUCCCAAAGCGGAUCGACCCCGCACUUGUUCCGAAGAUGCUGGAGGUGUUGAUGUUGUACCUGCCCCGGAGGUCGCGCCAGCAGCAGAAGCGGAGCAAACAGAGCGAGAGGCAGGUAUUGUAGGGAAGGCUGAUGACGGCACGCUCCUGCAAGGCGGUGGAGGUAGUAGAAGCAGUUCUAGAACUAGCAUACGGCGCAGAGCAACAUCAAGGCCCGCAGCCACACGGAGGAGCAGGAGCCCGAACAAUCGUCCCACCACCAGCGGGAGAACCGAAGAACUGACUCUGGUACAACAACAACAGUCUCCACCCUGGCCCGCCGCGCAAGAAGUUGUUCACCUAGAUGUUGGUAGUCGUCGUCCUUCAGGUGGAACUAUUUUUGGGUCUUCACAAGAAGAAGAGCCGGUUGUUUCGACGUCCCAGCUCAAUCAUGCUGCUGGUGGAACAUCAUCAGCCAGUCCCAGUCCUCCGUAUCUGCUCUCGGGCACGACUAGAAAUGUGCCGGCGCCAGAAGUACUAGAGGAGGACCACUCCCAGGAGAACACGCUGGUGAGAAGGGUGGGGAAUGUUAUUAACGAGUUUGUUCCAUCGCUUCCAUCGGCGCUGGUCAGCAACUGGUCGUGGAGCCCCCAGUAAGGACAGGGCGGGAAGAAGAAUCUGCACCUACUUCUUCAGAAGCACAUCAAUCUACUUUCUUAUCAGCAUGCGGGUCUUAGUGUUUUUUCUACUACGCUGCAUAGCAGUAAACAAGGAUACGAUAAUUUUAGGUGGUGUAGCUAUGUCGUCGAUGGAUGCAUUUUUAGAGUUGUACGAUAUUAUAACCUGCGACAGGUGCAAGACAGAGGAGAUAUUUCCCCAGAUCCUUUCUUUUCCACUACAUCAUGCAAGUAGCUGUGGCUGUUACUCGUCUCUCUAACUAUAUCGCGGAAGAAAAAUGUAUAUGAUUUUCGAACGGCAAUUAUUUUUGAUCGUCAACGACGUCGACCACCUCCAGCAUCCGUCGUUUUUCUGAGCUAAAGUUGACUCAACGCUUUCGACCGCUAUGCCAAAUUAAAGCCCUACUUGUACAUAAGAAAUUGUCGUUCGCAAAGAUGGGGACAAACAUUUUGUACCUGCAUGAAAUAAAUCUGUGCAUAAUUAAAAUCUUGCUACAAGGAAGUCAUUAUAGGGCAGUCUGUCGUUGUGGUCUACGACUAGUAGUAUUCUCAUCGAUGGUCUAAAAAUUGCUUGGAGAUCAUAGUACAGCUAUUGCAUUAGAGCCGUGUACAAUUAAAUCAUAAGUUUGUUUUGACUUUGUCUGUAUUCAAGAAUUGUUCCGCAUCACCCUCCUCAUAUUUAUUUUUUUGAUUGAUGUCCAAGUAACUCCCUGAGGGAAACGGAACGUGCGGAAGGAGCUUCCAUUUUUCUGAAAUCUGUGUAGGCAUCAACCGCAAGAUCCAUGGUGCAGUAAGUAUUGGAAAAACUGGCAGUAUACGAAGUGAGUCAUUCUCUUCUUGCGAUGUAAGUGGCUCUUGUCGGCGAAAGACCAGUUGCACGAAAAGCAAAAGCAAAAGCUCCUGUGUGGAGAU
Amoebophrya sp. A120 is the source of this 3276-nucleotide messenger RNA. Lineage: Eukaryota; Dinophyceae; Syndiniales; Amoebophryaceae. The record is from the annotation of a GenBank genome assembly.